Diabrotica virgifera virgifera (western corn rootworm) is the source of this 2396-nucleotide messenger RNA. RefSeq names its product zinc finger MYM-type protein 1-like. The record is from RefSeq and is a predicted model, not a curated record. Gene Ontology annotation, molecular function: protein dimerization activity. The transcript is spliced from 2 exons. NCBI's taxonomy places the organism in Eukaryota, Metazoa, Arthropoda, Insecta, Coleoptera, Chrysomelidae. Bases 8 to 2287 code for a protein of 759 amino acids.
UUCAGAUAUGGACAUUGAUCCUGAGGUACCGAAAAGUCCAUCUUCGCCAGUUUGCUCUACGAAUGAUAAUCUAAGUUCAUACGAUAUAGGAUUAUUCGUACAAAGGUCUUCGGCUGAUGGGAUAAAUUUAAUCCCUGGAUUGCAAAAGAAAAUUUGGACUCCACCUGACGGCUACAGUUUUCCCGCAUCGGGCCCUAGAAAUUUGAAGUUCCAACGCUCUUGGCUCCUGACAUACUUAUGGCUGGCGUACUCGGAGAGAGAAGACGGUGCAUUUUGCAAAUGCUGUGUCUUAUUUUGUGCUCGAGCGGGAGGGGUUGGUCGCCAAACCUUGGGCCAGUUAGUCACGAAUCCAUUGAGAAACUGGAAAAAAGCACUGGACACUUUCGAAAAGCACAAUGCAUCAGAAUAUCACAAGAGAAGCCUGUUGCAAUGGAGCUUGAGACUGAAAAUCGAAGACGAAAAUGCUUUAUCCAUUGAUUUACAACUUUCGAAACAAAAACUUGACUUUAUAAAUGAAAGUAAACUACACAUGAUUCCAAUUAUUGAAACAAUUAUUCUUUGUGGCCGGCAAGGGCUUGCUCUUCGGGGUUCCAGGGAUACGGGGAGAAUUUCUGAAGAUGAACCGUUAAUUAAUGAUGGAAAUUUCCGAGCUCUCUUGAGAUUUCGAGCAAAAAAUGAUGAGAAGUUGAAGAAACAACUGGUUGAAUCGCCAAAGAAUGCUAUGUAUAUAAGCAACCGAGUUCAGAAUGAACUAAUUAACAUUUGUCACGAUCUGAUCAUGAAUCACAUUGUCGAUCGAGUCAACGAAUCGAUGGGCUUUUCUUUUCUUGGAGAUGACACACCGGACAUUGCAGGAAUAGAACAAAGUUCAAUUUGCACUCGAUACUUGGAUAAGAGCGACGGGAAGUUUAUCAUUCGUGAAGAUUUUUUGUGCUUCAUCACUAUCGCAGAUUUCACUGGAAAAGGAAUAGGAACUUCUUAUCUCAAUUUCUUGGAUUCUUCCGGACUUAAUUGCACAUAUUUUCUCGGACAGGGAUAUGAUGGCGCGAGAGCGGUUAGCGGAGAAUUCCAUGGAGCCCAAGCUGUUGUCAGAGAGCGUUAUCCACUCGCGCUCUACUCCCAUUGUGCGGCUCACAGCUUUAAUUUGGCAGUCAGCUCUGCAUGCAAUAUAACAGCAAUCAGAAAUUGUUUGGGAACCCUCGAAAGCAUUCAUACUUUCUUCAUCUAUCCGAAACGCCAAAAUGCUCUUCAAGAUGCGAUCAAUGAAGAUGAGACGCUACGUGAAAGUCGGUUGAAGAAAUUGAAAAAAUUUUGCAAAACCAGAUGGGUAGAGCAACACGAGUCUGUCGCAACUUAUCUGCACUUACAACCAGCAGUAAUUCGCGCUCUUGAUGUGAUUUCGACCACCUGGAAGGAUCCGACGACUUCAUCUGGAGCUUUCCAACUUCUUUCAGCAAUAAAAACUGCAAAUUUCCAGAUCUCCAUGCAUAUUUUGAGCUCAGUACAUUCUUUGACUUUGUCUCUCAGUCGAGUACUUCAGUCCGAAAACCAGGAUCUUGGCGAGGCUAUCGAACUGGCUGAUGCUGCGAAACAAGUUCUGCUUGAAAGAAGAGAAAACGCCGAAAAGGACUUCAGAGGAAUUUUCAAAACCGUGAGCAAAAUCUGCGCAAAAUACGACAUCGAACUGCGGAAACCAAGGCUCGCGUCAAAACAGACUCAACGCUCCAACGUACAAACUGAUUCAGUUCAAGAUUAUUUUCGCAUAACGAUUUACAUCCCAUACAUUGAUUUGUUUCUGACCCAUAUACAAGAUCGAUUUUUGAAUCACCGCAAAAUUUUAUCAAACUUUGCUUGCCUCUUCCCCAACAAAAUGAAGAAUUUCAAUGAAGAAUCCUGCGUUCAACUGUUUGAACCAUACUCUUCAAUUUUGCGGGAUGAUUCCCGUGACAUCUGGGUAGACGAAGUCAAACUUUGGCGUCAACGCAUCGCCGGAAAGAACGUUAAAAAUUCGCUUGAAGCACUCGAUGUGUGCAAUGGAGAUGCGUUUCCAAAUGUACAUCAAAUGCUUCGCAUUUUGGCAGUUCUGCCUGUAACGACAGCAACGAAUGAACUCUCCUUUUCAACAUUGCGUCGCCUCAAGACUUACCUCAGGUCAACAAUGUCUGAAGAUCGGCUGAACGGAUUAGCUUCGCUCAAUAUACAUCGCGAUGUCGAGGUCGAUCCGCAAAGAGUUUUGGAGAAGUUUUUUUCUACACCUCGCAGAGUUAAUUUAUUAUAUAAUAACUGAAUAUCAAGUCAAGACCAAGACACAAUAAAAUGUCUUCAUUUAUAAGAAAAGUUUCUUAUUAUUUUUUAUUAACUUCAUAACCUAACAUGAUACACAUAUGUCAAACCCC